AAAUAGCAGACUGAAAAAAGAUGAAUGAUACAGACUAUUUUUAUAUUUAACAUUCUUUUUGAAUCUCUUCUUUGCUCGUUAUUAAAGUCCGAUAAACCCAAACCGGCAAAUCAAAAGCCCUAACUUUCUCUAAACCAUGGCCACAAGCAGUCGAAGCAAAAGACGAUCCGAUGACUAUUCUGCUUCCGAGUCCGAAUCAGACGAAAUCGACAGCCGAGACUCUUCCCCUGACAGAAGCUCCCGCAAACGUGGCGAGGAUAGAAGCCGUUGCAGUAAAAGCAAAAGUAGCCGCCAUAGCCGAAGCCGUCGUGACCGUGACUACGAAGAUGAUUCUUCCGGUGAAGAUAGCGAUGAAAGCGAUCGAGGCAGUAGUAAGAAGAGGAGAUCUUCUAGAAAAAUCACGGAGGAGGAAAUUGCAGAGUAUAUGGCCAAGAAAGCUCAAAAAAAGGCAAUGCGAGCUGCGAAGAAAUUGAAAGCCCAAACGGUGUCUGGUUAUUCGAAUGAUUCAAAUCCUUUUGGCGAUUCCAAUCUCAACGAAAAAUUUGUGUGGCGAAAGAAAAUUGAGCGUGAUGUUGCCCAAGGAGUGCCGUUGGACAUGUUUUCAGUGAAAGCUGAGAAGAAGAGACAGAAAGAAAGAAUGGCUGAGAUUGAAAAGGUUAAAAAGAGAAGAGAGGAAAGAGCUAUUGAGAAAGCACAACAUGAGGAAGAAAUGGCUAUGAUAGCCAGAGAACGUGCUCGAGCUGAGUUCCAAGAUUGGGAGAAGAAGGAGGAGGAGUUUCAUUUUGAUCAAAGCAAAGUCAGAUCAGAGAUUAGAUUGCGUGAAGGCCGUACAAAGCCUAUUGAUGUUUUGUCCAAGCACCUUAAUCCCCUGGAUUAUAUGGAUAUAGAGCUAAAUGAACCAUAUAUGGUUUUCAAGGGCUUGACUGUUAAAGAGAUGGAAGAGCUUCGUGAUGACAUCAAAAUGCAUCUUGAUUUGGACAGGGCAACUCCAACACACAUAGUGUACUGGGAGGCACUUAUGGUGGUAUGUGAUUGGGAGCUAGCUGAAGCCCGGAAGAAGGAUGCACUUGAUCGAGCUAGGGUGCGUGGGGAGGAACCUCCAGCUGAGCUGCUGGCAGAAGAACGAGGUCUGCAUUCUAGUAUUGAGGCAGAUGUCAAGAAUCUCCUGGAAGGGAAGACCCACCAGGAGCUGGAGGCAUUACAAUCCCAAAUUGAGUCACAGAUGCGAACUGGCACUGCAAAGGUUGUUGAGUAUUGGGAGGCUGUUCUUAAACGUCUUCAUAUUUUCAAAGCCAAGGCCUGUUUGAAGGAAAUACAUGCUAAAAUGCUGCGUAAACAUUUACAACGCCUUGAGCAAACUUCAGAAGGUGAAGAUAGACUGGAAUCUGAUCAUGGUUUAAGACCUGGAGAGGAAGAAAGUGAUCACGAUGUGAAAGAAGCUGAAACAUAUUCUCCAGAACCCAUUCUACAAGAAGAGACUCAUGAGGUGGAAAAAGAUGCUGGAUCAUUUUCACCAGAAUUAUUGCAUGGUGAUGAAAAUGAAGAAGCUAUUGACCCUGAAGAGGACAGGGCUAUAUUGGAAAGGAAACGUAUGGCUGUGUUAGAGGAGCAGCAAAGACGGAUGCAAGAAGCUAUGGCAUCGAAACCUGCCCCUUCAGAAGAUAACUUUGAGCUAAAAGCCAUGAAAGCUAUGGGAGCAAUGGAGGAGGGAGAUGCAGUAUUUGGCUCUGGUGCUGAAGUUAGCUUGGACUCACAGGUGUAUUGGUGGCAUGAUAAAUACCGACCUAGAAAACCAAAAUAUUUCAACCGUGUUCACACUGGAUAUGAGUGGAACAAGUACAAUCAGACUCAUUAUGAUCAUGAUAAUCCACCUCCCAAAAUUGUGCAAGGAUAUAAAUUUAAUAUCUUCUAUCCAGACCUUGUCGACAAGACAAAGGCUCCUGUUUACACUAUUGAGAAGGAUGGAAACAGUUCAGAGACAUGUAUCAUAAGGUUCCAUGCUGGACCACCCUACGAGGACAUUGCUUUCAGGAUUGUAAACAAGGAGUGGGAAUAUUCUCAUAAGAAGGGAUUUAAAUGUACAUUCGAACGUGGAAUUUUGCACGUAUAUUUUAACUUCAAGCGCUAUCGCUACCGUAGGUAAUGUGGCUAAUUUUGCAAUUUCAACUGUGCAAGCUGUAACUGCCUGCCUUGAAAUUCUUACUCAAGAUAACCGUUAAAGUAUGUCAUGUAAUAGAUUUGGUGGUAUUACUAAAAAGAUAUGUGAAUAAGAAGUAUUCUUAUUUUUUAUCCCGUGGUGGGCUGGAUUUUUCCUCUCCUCAUCACUUUCAGUUUGUGACCAAUAUAUUUCCAUUGGUCUCUGGCACUUUACUAUCACACUGAAAUGUUGUUGGAAUUGGAUAUUGAAAUUAGGCUCUUUGAUUGUAGUUGUUUAUCUCUCAACAUGAUACAAUUUCACCUAACAGUGCAGUCCCCAGAGAAAAUAUAUUCCCAGUCUGUAAACAAUUUCCCCCUCCCCCUUGGUUUUGAUCAGGUUAUUUUCCUUAUAUUUUUGCAAGAUAAUUAGGCUAUUGAUACAUAUGUUCAUAUUGGCAGAUUGAUAGUUCCAUGGUAGGAUUUAUUUGUGUCGUUUAGGAAAUUUGGAGACAUGAAUAAGCAUCGCUUAUCAUUGGUUUUGGGCCCAUAUUUGUGGAAUUUGAAUGGGAUACAAAUCCUGUCACCGAAAACAAGUCCCUAGUUACCAGUGAGGAAUUAAAUAUAUCAGACUUACAGAGGUUUGGAAGAACAUGAUAAAGCUAUAAAUUUAGAGAACUCAAAGGAAGAUCCCCAAUUCUCCUUCCACUAAACUACUGUUACUUUAAGAAAGAAAACGUCCAAAGAGAUACUAAUAUUAAAAGCAAUUGCUGGUUAUUAAUUUUUCUCAGUAGUCAGGCUGUCAUGCUUAUGUCUUGUUUUUGUUUCAUGAAAUUGUCAUAUUAAAUAUAAUACUUCGAUUCUCGGUGAUGAAUAAUUAAGAGCCCUUCUGGAUUCCACUGAAGCACCAGU
Molecule: messenger RNA, 3045 nt
Organism: Durio zibethinus
Lineage: Eukaryota; Viridiplantae; Streptophyta; Magnoliopsida; Malvales; Malvaceae
Product: cactus-binding carboxy-terminal, cactin
Biological process (GO): mRNA cis splicing, via spliceosome
Cellular component (GO): spliceosomal complex; cytoplasm
Molecular function (GO): protein binding
Source: RefSeq, a predicted model, not a curated record